Molecule: messenger RNA, 540 nt
Organism: Mesocestoides corti
Lineage: Eukaryota; Metazoa; Platyhelminthes; Cestoda; Cyclophyllidea; Mesocestoididae
Source: the annotation of a GenBank genome assembly
AUGCAUCAAGACCUCUUGUCGUGGGAAAUUAUCGAGUUCCCCGUGCUUCUGCUGAACGCACACACUCUUCAGGAGGUGGAUCGCUUCCAUCGUUACGUACGACCCGUCCACCAUCCCAAACUCUCGGACUUUUGUACUCAGUUAACAGGCAUCAUCCAAGAUAUGGUUGACUUCCAGGCUGAAUUUCCGGUAGUUCUUAAGGAUUUCGAAGACUGGAUUAAUGGACACUUUCCAACAGAUGAGGACAAGUCGUCUUUCGCUUUUGUCACCUGUGGGGAUUGGGACUUGGGACAUAUGCUCCCUCAACAAGCCAGUCUCGCUGGCUGCUCGCUGCCAGCCUACUGUCGUCGUUGGAUCAACAUAAAGCAGGCGUGUGCUGAAUACCUGGGUCGCAAUGUCGGUGGACUGUUGCCGAUGCUCAGGGCGCUGAACCUUCCGCACACUGGACGACACCACAGCGGAAUCAAUGACUGCUUAAACAUCGCGAACAUUCUGCGGUGUCUGGUUGCGGCCAAAGCCCAUCUUCGAUUCAGUGGAUGA